Messenger RNA from Drosophila montana, 1330 nucleotides. RefSeq names its product Nucleoporin 62kD (gene Nup62). The transcript has a single exon. The record is from RefSeq and is a predicted model, not a curated record. Gene Ontology annotation, biological process: RNA export from nucleus; protein import into nucleus. Gene Ontology annotation, cellular component: nuclear pore; nuclear pore central transport channel. NCBI's taxonomy places the organism in Eukaryota, Metazoa, Arthropoda, Insecta, Diptera, Drosophilidae. Gene Ontology annotation, molecular function: structural constituent of nuclear pore; phospholipid binding. The coding region runs from base 103 to 1275 and encodes 390 amino acids.
CAGAGUUAUCGAUAACGUUGCAUCGUAAACUAUAAGCUGCUUUGCUCGUUCAGCGUUUAUUAAGUUGAUUUAAUUUGAUUUGUUUAUUUGACGAAAAAAGAAAUGGCAUUCCAAUUGCCCACGACAACUGCAGCGAGCGCGCCCAACUUUUCGUUUGGCCUGAACACCGCACCAGCCACUGCUAAUACCGGCGCCGCCGCAAAUCCCGCCAAACCGGCCACAUUUUCAUUUGCACCACCAUCGCAAGCGGCCAAUGUAGGCGGUGGCGAUGCAGACGCUGCGAAAUCGGCAGCGCCGCCACCAUUUGGCGGCUUCGGCUUGUCGGUAACGCAAUCGGCGCAAGGCCUGUCAAAUCCACUCACGGGCCUAGGUGGCGGUGGACUCGGCGCAGCUGUUGCGCCAACAGCAGUCGGUGGAGCUGCACCAGCCGCUGCACCAGCGCCCGCCUUUGGAGGAUUUAUGUCUCAGCCGGCGGCGGCGUCGUCUGUCACAACAACAACAGCAGCAGCAGCAGCCACAACAGCCAAUCCACUCGGCGGCGGCCUCUCACUGGGAUUGACCACGGCACCCAAAAACACAACAUCCAUUGCACCCGUUUCCGCUGCCCCUGCAGCCUCACUCGCUGGCGCAGCACCUGCCGCUGGAGCUGGGGCUUUUGCAAACCUGUCCACAGCGACCAAAACUACAGAUUCGUCAACUGUUGCGAAUGCUACACAAUUGUCGUACAACCAGCUGGAGGAGCACAUCAACAAAUGGACGCUGGAGUUUGAGGAGCAGGAGAAGGUCUUCACCGAGCAGGCAACACAGAUAAAUGCCUGGGACAAGCUGCUCAUUGGCAACAAUCAGAAGAUCAUCGAGCUAAACGAUGCCGUGCAAAAGGUGAAGAACGAUCAACAGGUGCUCGACCAGGAACUUGAAUUCAUAGCCACACAGCACAAGGAGCUGGAGGAGAGCCUCGCGCCGCUCGAAAAGGAAUUCACAAGCUUGCCGCGCGUGGAUCAGGAACGCAGUCAGACCUAUCUGAUGGUCGAGAACCUCGAUACGCAGCUCAAGCAGAUGUCCGAGGAUCUCAAGGAGGUGAUCGACAAUCUGAACGAGGCCAACAAGGGCCAGGACAACACAGAUCCAAUCAUACAAAUUGGCAAGAUACUCAACGCGCACAUGAACUCACUGCAAUGGAUCGAAUCGCAGUCCACGCACAUCUGCAAGAAGCUCGACGACAUUGGCAAAAUACACGAGUCCCAAAAACGCGACAUCUUUCGCGCACCUUAUUGAGUUACAUUAAAAACUUGAAUAAAAAAUCAUUUUGUAUUUGUUAUUAACAAUUGUA